Messenger RNA from Brugia pahangi, 1983 nucleotides. The record is from the annotation of a GenBank genome assembly. NCBI's taxonomy places the organism in Eukaryota, Metazoa, Nematoda, Chromadorea, Rhabditida, Onchocercidae.
AUGGAGCAAUCACAAUGUGAUAUGUCUCGCAGCAGUGGAACCGCCACCAUUUCUGCAACAGAUAUGACAGCCAGUACCUCAGCGUCGGAUGUUCUUCCUUCAGCUAUAUCUAUCAGGCAACAACCUGUAUCCACCAUUUCACACAAUCCGGGGACACCAGUGCCCUUCCGCUGCUUUCCUGGUAGUAAAGCCAAACGUGUUCGGUUUUAUCGAAAUGGUGAUCAGUAUUUUAAGGGUAUGUGGUACGCAAUAUCGGUGGAACGAGUACGAUCCUUCCAAGCUCUUCUUGGUGACCUGACGAGAACACUAACUGAUGCUGUCAAUUUGCCUCACGGUGUCCGGUAUAUCUUCUCUCUCGAUGGUUCUCAUAAAUUAUCUUCGUUAGAAGAAUUUGAAGAUGGCGAAAGUUAUGUUUGUUCAAGUUCGGAGAUAUACAAAAGGGUUGACUACGAAAAUGCUCGCGAACCAACUUGGCGUAUAUCGCUGGCAGGUUCUUCUCCAACACCUUUGAUGGUGAAUUCACCCUUGAAGCAGGAACCAAAUGAUUUUGUUUAUCCAAGAAUUAUUACUGUUAUUAGAAAUGGCGUCAAACCACGUCGUGUUGUGCGUCAUUUAUUGAAUAAACGCACGGCAAGGUCUUUUCUUCAAGUGAUCCAGGAUAUAACAACUGUGGUUAAGCUUGAUAGUGGCGCAGUUCGAAAAUUAUAUGCACUUAAUGGCAAAGAAGUUACUUGUUUGGCAGACUUUUUCGGUGAAGAUGAUGUGUUUAUUGCAUAUGGAAAGGAAAAAAUGAGCGUUGAUGAUUUCUAUGUUGUUUCUGAAGAAUCAAAAAAACUUUAUAGUUUGCGAUCACGUGCACCCCGUGGUAAACCACCCCGAAGAAGAAUGCCGGCAAGAAAUGAAACAUUACGAGAAGAUCGUGCUGGAAGUGUGGUUUCUGAUUCGCAAAUGAGUCGGCAUCUUCCUUUACUUCUUGAUAGCGUAAUACACUUGGUUCGAUUAAUUGGUGAUGGUAAUACAGCUUUAGUUUAUGAAACAAUGUGCAAGAAAACUCGAGAGAGAAAAGCACUGAAAGUAAUUAGCUAUGAAAACGUUAUCGGAAAAGAAGAAUUGAUUAGGUCAGAAAUUGCCAUAAUGCGAAGGAUUUCACACGAGUUUAUCGUACAAAUGCACGAUUGUUGGGAAUUUGAAGGAUCAUUUUACUUAUCGUUGGAGCUUAUUACGGGUGGCGAUUUGUUUGAAUACCUUUGUCAGGUACGUCAUGUCACUGAACGAUGUGCUGCAGGUCUUUUAAAUUGUCUGGCAUCAGCGCUUGAUUAUUUGCAUAAUUUAAAUAUAGUUCAUCGUGAUGUUAAGCCGGAAAAUUUGCUAGUUUAUACUUGUCCACUCACGGGUGAUCUGCGAUUGAAGUUGGCCGAUUUCGGUUUGGCUGUGAAAAUGGCUAGCGAGCCAUUGAGAGUGAUCUGUGGCACACCAACCUACGUUGCACCUGAAGUCCUUGCAGAACUUGGAUACGAUUAUAAGGUUGAUCUAUGGGCGGCAGGCGUCAUCCUUUAUGUGCUUUUGUGUGGUUUUCCACCUUUCCAAAGUGCUAGUGGUAGUCAGGAACAGUUAUUCGAACAAAUUUUGAGUGGACGUUUCUCAUUUCCGCCACCUAUUUGGGAUAAAAUUUCGUAUUCUGCCAAAGGCCUUAUACAGGGCUUAUUGCAGCUGGAUGUUGAAGAACGAUUUUCGGCUUCGCAAAUCCUGGAAUAUCCAUGGAUCUUGGGUUGCGGUUUAGUAAGUGAUGAUUAUGAAAAGUUAAUGGAAGCAGCAGUAAGAGCCAAUAUUCAGAAAGAAGCGCAGAGAAAUGCUUUGGAAGAAAGUGAUGUUGAAUUCUUCUAUUCGAGGAGAACGAGUAUGGAUGAACUGAGCGAGAGUUCCCGUCGAAAUAGUUCGUUUGAAUAUUUACCUAACAAUGCGGUCAAUAUGAAUGAUGAAUGA